Molecule: messenger RNA, 1050 nt
Organism: Momordica charantia (bitter melon)
Lineage: Eukaryota; Viridiplantae; Streptophyta; Magnoliopsida; Cucurbitales; Cucurbitaceae
Source: RefSeq, a predicted model, not a curated record
AUGGAUCCAAUUAUCGCCGCUGGUCCCAGAAGCUACUUAUUUUCUUUGAGCAGUUGGAGAUCGACUAUAUCCUGCUCAGCCCCCGCCGUUGCCACAACCACCACUGCUGACCAGUCUGCCGCUACGACUUCAGCUACGACUGCUAAUCUCGGAACGUCCACUGUUGCUGUCGGUGGUACUGACAAAUUUGAGAAAGACAACAAGACUGUUCGUGGGCAUCUACUCAAGCAUAUGAAGGAUUCUCUCUUUGAUCUGUUCGUAGUACAAACAUCUGCAAAAAUUAUUUGGGACAAUUUAGAAUCUAGAUAUGGUCAGGAUGAUGCAGGCAGGAAAAAGUAUGUCGUCGGUAAAUUAUUUCAAUUCCAGAUGACGGAUGAAAAACCAAUAAUGGAUCAAGUUCAUGAGCACGAAAACCUGGUGGCAAAUGUGCUCUUAGAAGGCAUGAAGAUUUGUGAGGUUUUUCAGGCGAAUGCACUGCUUGAGAAAUUCCCUCCCUCAUGGAGUGACUAUCGAAACCACCUGAAACACAAGAAAAAAGAGUUGACUCUACAGGAAUUGAUCAAUCACAUGCGUACAGAGGAAGCCAAUAGACAAAAGGAUAAACUCUCUUCUCAAUCUUUAAAUUCAGUUAAAGCUAACUUAGUUGAAUCUUCUAGUGCUUUCAAAGAUAGGUUCAAAAAUAAAGGGAAACAAGGUUUUAAUGAUAGAGUACAAAAUCAGAAGGGAUUUCAAAUAAAAAAUGCUGGAGGAAAAAUUGAGAAAGCCAAACUGAGACAAGACAAACGACCGACUCCACAAGCGAAUCUCGCAGAGACAGACGAUAUCAUUGCCGCCAUGGUCGUGAAGGCAAAUCUGGUAGAAAAAAAGUUUGACUGGAUCCUAGACACCAGAGCUUCCAGACACUUCUGCUCGAACCGUGAGAUCUUCCACGACUUUCAGGACUCCACCGAUGGCGAAUGUGUCUUUAUGGGGAACCCUACCACAGCUGGAGUACUUGGGAAAGGGAAGAUACUCUUAAAACCCACUGAUUACGCUUGUUUACAUGCGUAA